Messenger RNA from Dichomitus squalens LYAD-421 SS1, 838 nucleotides. RefSeq lists its product as uncharacterized. Lineage: Eukaryota; Fungi; Basidiomycota; Agaricomycetes; Polyporales; Polyporaceae. The coding region runs from base 32 to 451 and encodes 139 amino acids. The transcript is spliced from 3 exons. The record is from RefSeq and is a predicted model, not a curated record.
CGUUCCUGCACCCAAAAUCCAACCAGCCAGGAUGCCUUCCCUGUUGAUCCGGCAAUGUGAAGGUGACUGCGGCACCAAUGGUGGCUCCCCGCAGUCCAUCGUCCCCGUGGUACUCGGGGUGAUGGGCGGAAUCGGAGGACUGUCCAUCCUCAUCGCGCUCCUGCGGUACGCGUCGCGCGAUGAUCGCCCUCCUGCUCCCCAGGUCAGACCUUUGCGACAGGCCCGCGCCGUUCCCCUUACUACGACAGCAGAGACAGAGACCACCUUACUGCCUGUGACGCUGACAGCAGAGGCAGAGACCGCCUUGCUGCCUAUGACGCCAACACCAGAGCCCAUUCAUGUUCAUCAACAUCAUCGCCAACAUUCUCAUAGCGGUCCUAUCCCCGACCUACACCCUCCGCCCUCCCCGGUCCCCUCCGAGCCGCCACCUGCCUAUGAAGCGAUUGUCUAAUCUUCUGUACGCGCAAGACUAGCUAGGACCAGGCCGUUGGCUCACGGUUGUCCCUGCAAAGUACCCGUAAGUCGGAUCAGCUGAACAGCCCCUGAUCUACUUCGAAGGAAGCUGCAGCCGGCAUCGACCAUGCGAACAAGGACCUUCGGUUGCACAAUCACUGCAGCCGCAUGUGUACCCGGUAUAGCCCAGCUUCCGGAGCAUCACGAUAUUCCGUUAUAAUUGACGUCUCCGAACGACGCCCAUGCCCUUAUCUCCACCGCCGUCUGGCUAUGUACUGGAACGCGCCUGGGUCCUGGUUGUCGUUGGACUCCGCGUUGCACCUCCCCUAUACAAUGAUACUUCAAAUGUGCGGUCCCCACUACUCCCGGCAUGGACUCAAGGCAC